GGAUGACGUAGUCGCGACGAAGCCGGCUGGCUGAAACUAGUCGAUCGGCGUACCUAUUGUUAGUGCUGCGAACACCGUCUGGUAGAAAGAGUCAAACAAGUAUUACUCAUUGCCACCGACAUUCGGAUGCGUAUCUUCACGGUCGGGGAUGAUACUUGACUUUCACUGCCGGGGGUAUCCUUAUAUAUAGAAGUAUUCAAUCGAGACUCGCCUCUCAAUGACUUGAAGCUCGUGUCGAACAAUCAAGGAUUCGACCGUACCAAAUAAUCUUAGGAUGAUCGGGAUAAAUCAAACAAUCCGGUUCUCGAUGUUCGCCCUUCUAAUCGCCACGGUCAUUGUUGGUUCAGGAGCGCACGAAGGAAGUGGCGGAAGCAGUAGUCUAGCGUACAGCAGCGCUUCGGCGUCCGCAAACGCAUACGCGAAUGCAGGUGCAAGCGCAUUCUCGUUGAGUAAUGCCUUUACUGGAAUCGGAAGCCUACCUGCGGUUGAUGGGAGCCAUGACGGGCACAAAGGAAUUCGCAGUUACGACAACACUGGCUACAAUGGCAAUAAUCAGCCAAACGGUGGAGUCAAAGGAAAUCAGCAUGGUGGCUGUCCUAAGUGCAAGUGGGAAGACGACGAUUACUGGGAAAAAGACGAGGAUGAAACUGAACCAGAAGAAAAAGACGAAGACGAUUGCGAUGACGGGGACGAUGGACAGUAUAGAGAACACGGUCAUUAUCACGGACAGAAAAAUAAAGGAGGAUCGCCUCCGGGCGUACAGAAAUUAGGAGUGCUUAAUCCCAACGGUCAAGGACCACACACGGGAGUCAGCGCCACGUCAAAUGCUGCGAGCGGUGGAAGUGGCGCUCCAUUUGGAACAACGCCAAUUAAAGGAGGACGCCCUGAAACUGGGAGCUCGAGCUCAGGUUCACCAUGGAACAAAGCGUUCCCUGUAACCGGUCAGCAACCUGGAUCAGGAUGGAACACAGGCUCUGGAACUACGCCGAAACCCGCCUGGAACCAAGGGUUCGGUGGUUCACCCGGAACAGCUCCGCAUCCUUCUAACAGUUGGAAUUCUGGAAGUGUACCGAAUGCGGAUGUAUCGAGUCCUACCAGCGAUGGAAGUUGGAAUAGUGGUCCAAAAACAGGUUCUGGAUGCUCCGGCAAUUAUCAACACGGCACCGGCUGUGCUCAAGGUUCAAGCGGUGUUGGUCCUGUAAAACAAUCUCCAGUGCCAUUCUUUGGGAGCAACCCCGCAAAUGUUCAGAAGGAAAGUCCUGUUCAUUCCACGGGUCCAACAGCAGUAUAUAAUCCUCAAGGAUCUCCAGCCGGAUGUUCCAGCAGUCCUUAUGAUGCCAGUUGUGCCGAUAAAUCUGUUGAUCGAACGAGACCACAUGACAGUCCCUUUGCAUCAUCUUAUGGACCAAAUCCGAGCCAAGGCCAGCAUCCUGUAAGUGGAUCGCCUCAAAGCAGUCUUUCCGGUUCUCCUGUAGGACAAGGCCAAUAUCCGGGAAGUGGAUCGUCUCAAAGCAGUCCUUCGGGUUCUCCGCACGGUUCUCCCGUGGGACAGGGACAAUAUCCUGGUAGUGGAUUGCCGAAAAGUGGUCCUUCCGGUUCUCCACACGGUUCUCCCGUAGGACAAGGCCAAUAUCCGGGAAGUGGAUCGCCUCAAAGCAGUCCUUCGGGAUCUUCGCACGGUUCUCCCGCGGGACAAGAGCAAUAUCCUGCAAGCGGAUGGCCUCAAGGCAGUCCUUUCGGUUCUCCGCAUGGUUCUCCCGCUGGACAAGGCCAAUAUCCUGGUAAUGGAUCGCCUCAAAGCAGUCCUUCGGGUUCUCCGCACGGUUCUCCCGCGGGACAAGGGCAAUAUCCUGCAAGCGGAUGGCCUCAAAGCAGUCCUUCGGGUUCUCCGCACAGUUCUCCCGCGGGACAGGGGAAAUAUCCUGGUAGUGGAUUGCCGAAAAGUGGUUCUUCCGGUUCUCCACACGGUUCUCCCGUAGGACAAGGCCAAUAUCCGGGAAGUGGAUCGCCUCAAAGCAGUCCUUCGGGUUCUCCGCAUGGUUCUCCCGCUGGACAAGGCCAAUAUCCUGGUAGUGGAUCGCCUCAAAGCAGUCCUUUGGGUUCUCCGCACGGUUCUCCCGCUGGACAAGGCCAAUAUCCUGCAAGCGGAUGGCCUCAAAGCAGUCCUUCGGGUUCUCCACACGGUUCUCCCGUAGGACAAGGCCAAUAUCCGGGAAGUGGAUCGCCUCAAAGCAGUCCUUCGGGUUCUCCGCACGGUUCUCCCGCGGGACAGGGGCAAUAUCCGGGAAGUGGAUCGCCUCAAAGCAGUCCUUCGGGUUCUCCGCACGGUUCUCCCGCGGGACAGGGGCAAUAUCCUGGUAGUGGAUUGCCGAAAAGUAACACUGGUCACGGUUCCGAUACGGGGCCAUACGGAGGAUCUCCAUGGAACUCUCGAAAUACAGCCAGACCGGGAAGCUUAGGAAAUUCAGUAUAUCCGACAAGCCCUCAAAAUUCUAAUGCAAACGCUGUAGCUUCAAGCAUAGCGUACGCGGGAACUCGUGCGCCGACCGCUGGAAACGGUUUCGAUUCUAGCCAUCCUUCGAGCAGUCCUUCUUAUGGAUCUCCAUCUGGAAUUGCACAGACGCCAGGGUCUUCAGGUUCUCCAAACGGAAACGUUCCUUACGGAACUCAGAAACCUAAUUACACUGGUGUUAAAGGAGGUUCUUCGGCUACAGCACCUAAACACGGUACUCCCAAAAACGGAGAUAGCAAAAUCUUUUAUGUGAACGUAAAUCCUGUACCAGGAAGCCCUGCAGGGGUUAAACCUCAUACACCUACGGGUGCACCUUAUAGUGAUACCGGAAAAACACCACCUUCUUAUCAACCUGCUACUUAUGGAGGUACCGGAACGCCAAAGCCUUCUUAUCAGCCUGCACCUUACGGUGGUCCUGGAACGACAGAGCCUUCCUACCGUCCUGCUCCUCAUGAUAAUACUGGAACGGCAAAGCCUUCCUACCGUCCUGCUCCUCAUGAUAAUACUGGAACGGCAAAGCCUUCCUACCGUCCUGCUCCUCAUGAUAAUACUGGAACGGCAAAGCCUUCUUACCAACCUGCUCCUUAUGGGGGUACCGGAACGGCAAAGCCUUCUAACCAACCUGUUCCUUAUGGGGGUACCGGAACGGCAAAGCCUUCUUACCAACCUGCUCCUUAUGGGGGUAUCGGAACAGCAAAGCCUUCUUACCAACCUGCUUCUUAUGGUGGCCCCAGCACAACAAAGCCUCCGCAUGAACUUAAUUCUUAUCCAUCGGGAGAAACAGAUAAGGGUUGCACAAAUGGAUCUCAAGGUUGUGGAACUGGGAGCGGAUGCAGCAGUGGAACAAGUCUGAAUGAAUCUCCAGAUUACAAGCCUUGUAGUCCAAACGAUCUUUCAGUAGGUGUUAAUAAGGCUUCUAAACCAUUAGGAGGUUUUGAAGCAAACCCAAAUGAUUUUUCGCAAAGUCCUCAACAAAUCACGCCUGGAACUGGUCCGCAAGGUUGUACAUCUGGAACCAGCGACGAGUGUACCUCUGGACCAAGCAAUCCUUUAUACGUUUACAAGACUGAAACAACGAAUAAAAUUCCUGGAGAAGGAGUAGGGUCGUAUCCGUCGAAUCCUUUCUUAACUGGAAAGAUUCCUAGUUCUGGUGCUGGUGGUCCUCAGCUAACAGCUACUAGUAAGCCAAUCGGUUAUGGAAAUCCCUUCCUGCAAGGAACUGGUGCAGUCGCGGGAGCGGGAGCUUGGAGUCAUGUAGGCGCAGGAGUAGCAGCGAGUCCAGGCAGCGGUGGCAAGAACGUUGUUUCGAUCGGAGAACAAGCACCUAAGCCUAUUGGCAAAGAUAAUCCUUUCCUUAAUGGAUUAGGACACGGAAGGGGAGACAUCGGAAUUGAUGCCACGCCUAAUUCAAUUCCUGGAGGAUCGUUUGCUCCAGACAGUAACAUGGGUAAUAGCGGACUGAGUCAAACGAAUGGAAGUCCUUCCUUUGGCGAUAAAACACAACAAGGACAUUCCGAUCAUUAUCCUGGCUCGAUUUGGAAUUCAGGUUCAACGAACGACGGAAGCUCUUCAGCCGUGAGAAAUCCAUCCACAAUAAACCGUGGCUCGGGAAGCGGAGGAGGUGUUGGAAUUGGUCCGGGAGGAUUUGGAAAUCUUUUCGGUGGUGCACUUUCUGGAGCUUUCAGCAGUGCACAAGCUUCUUCACACGCCAAUUCUGGUUCUGGAGUUGCACCAAACACAGGUUUCGGACAAGCAAACAGUGGAAGUUGGGCUUCCAGCGGAGCGUCGGCAGGAAGUCAUGCUGGAAGCGGUGCCUUGUCCUCCAGCGGUGCUUCCGCUUAUGCGAGUAGCAGUGCUAGCAGCUGGGCAGGCGCACAACCCACUUUCGUGAAAGGCUAAGCGAUGGAAACGAACGAUAUUUCCAGGAGAAGAUAAAUUUCAAUCAUCCGCAAAUUACGUAAACGACUGUUUCACUCUGCUUCGUUUGUAUUUCUAUUCGUAACUCGUUUUACCUACUCAUCUUUUAUAAUACAAACAAAUCGAUGUACGAGCAAAAUUACCGUUCUUUUUAGAAUUCUCUACACGCGCCUUGAUAAUUCGCCGGUAAUUAAUGGUCAAUUCUUCGAAGCGAUUGUAUUCUUAUUAUACGGCGAUUCUUAUCGAUCGGUGUUUAAUGAAUAAUGACGUAACUAACGAAUGAAAUAUGUUGUUAAACAGAUUUAAUACAUAUGGUAAUGUAUCAAUAAAAAGAAUUAUUUUUGAUGAA
Molecule: messenger RNA, 4778 nt
Organism: Bombus huntii
Lineage: Eukaryota; Metazoa; Arthropoda; Insecta; Hymenoptera; Apidae
Product: fibroin heavy chain-like
Exons: 7
Coding region: 275-4411 (1378 amino acids)
Source: RefSeq, a predicted model, not a curated record